GGCUGAGACCAAGGGGAUGAGCGCUUGUCGAGGCCCAAUCAACGCUUUUGUGUUGCCUGCCGGUGCCGGGACUGGUCGUGAGGAGCUACUGCAGCGCUUUAGGAUCGUAAAGUGAACCCGGGAGCUCGAGGAACCUGAAGGGGUAGAGGCGAGUCAGGAUGGAGAGGAUGUCUGAGGAGGCUCUGAGGCUCAACCUGCUGAAGCGGGGCCUGGAGGCGUCCGACGAGCGCGAGGAGGCCCUCGCCAAGCGCCUCAAGAUGGAGGGCCACGAGGCCAUGGAGCGCCUCAAGAUGCUGGCGCUGCUCAAGCGCAAGGACCUGGCCGCUCUGGAGGGGGCGGCCGCCGCCGCCGUGGCAGCGGCCGGGGCCCUGGGGGAGGGGAAGGGCCCCGGGGUGAGCCACGGGGGCCUGGCGAUGGGGCCCGCGUCGGCCUACGAGGAGAAGGUGAACGGGAGCCUGAGGCAAGGGGGCCACGGCGGACCCAGCAAGAACGGGAAGGAGAACAUGCUGGAUGAGCCUGUGGACAUGACCUCCAGGAGAUGUGAUAUGGACCGCGAGCGACGCACGCCGUCCCCAGACUGCAUCAUCCUAUCGGACAACGAGGCCUCCAGUCCGCGGGGCACGCCUCGCCCCGAGGAGAGGCUCCAUCAAGCCAACCUGGAGAUGUUCAAGGGGAAGACUGGCGAGGAGCGUCAGCAGAUGAUCAAGGCGCUGCGGGAGGAGCUGCGCCUUGAGGAGGCCCGUCUGGUGCUGCUGAAGAAGCUCCGGCAGAGCCAGAUCCAGAAGGAGAACGUCGUCCAGAAGGUGCCGGUGGUCCAGAAUACCCCCUCGUCCGUGCAGCCGUCCCCCAUCCACAGCUCUCAGGGGAUGGGCAAGCUCCCUGUACGCCCUGGCCUACACACCCCCGAGCCCCAGAACCUGCGUACCGCACAGGGUCACACAGUCAUCAGGUCAGGGGCAAACGCCUCCCUGCCUCCGAUGAUGAUGUCGCAGAGAGUCAUUGCCCCCAACCCGUCCCAGCUGCAGGGCCAGAGGCUGCCCUCCAAGCCUGGCAUGGGCCGCAGCAUCUCUGGCAGCAUGGGCAACACUGUCAGCUACCAACAGGCCGCUAGCCAGCAGAUGGCAGCCUCCCAGCGCUCAGGCUCCUCCGCCAUCUACAUGAACCUCGCCCACAUGCAGGCGGCGGCGGCUGCCGGCGGCGUGGCGGGCGGCGUGGGCCUGGGGGCCAGCGGGGGCGUGGGGGCUGUCAGCCCCUCCACCAUGUCCGGCACCGGCGGAGGCAGCUCCAUGGCCGACCAGGCCAGCAGCCAGGCGGCCGCCAAGCUGGCGUUGCGUAAGCAGCUGGAGAAGACGCUGCUGGAGAUCCCGCCUCCCAAGCCUCCGGCGCCGCUGCUUCACUUCCUGCCCUCCGCGGCCAACAGCGAGUUCAUCUACAUGGUGGGCCUGGAGGAAGUAGUCCAGAGUGUGAUUGACAGCCAAGGUAAACUGCGGGGGGCGCUCUCACGCAUGGAACCAUUCUUCUGUUCCCAGUGCAGGACUGACUUUACCCCCCACUGGAAGCAAGAGAAGGGCGGGCGCAUCCUGUGUGAACAGUGCAUGACGUCCAAUCAGAAGAAGGCUCUGAAGGCCGAACACACCAAUAGGCUGAAGAAUGCAUUUGUCAAAGCCCUGCAGCAGGAACAGGAGAUCGAGCAGAGGCUGCAGCAGCAGGCUGCCUUGUCCCCCAGCACGGCCCACACGGUCCCCAACGUCAGCAAGGCCGAGACCAUGAUCCGUCACCACGCCCUGCGUCAGGCUCCCCAGCCGCAGGCCUCGCUUCAGCGGGGGCUCUCCAGCUCUGCGCGGGGCGUCCUCUCCAACUUCGCCCAGGCCUCCCAGCUCUCGGUCGCUAGCGGCCUGCUGGGUAUGGCGGGGAAGCGCUGUGGCAGCGGAGGAGGCGGGGGCAGCAGUAGCAGCAGCAGAGCCCAGCAUGAUGGCCGGCGCCAGAUCUACAACAUCCCCGGGUUGAAUAUUGCCUACCUGAACCCAGGAGCGGUUGGGGCCCACAAGGGCUCCAGCUUAGCGGACCGGCAGCGGGAGUACCUUCUAGACAUGAUCCCUCCACGCUCCAUAUCACAGUCCAUCUCUGGACAGAAAUGAGCCCCCGCCACAAUGCCCUUACUCCCCCAAAUCCCCGCCCUACAAGGACACCCCUCACCUGCCCUCACAAGAAAACACCCCUGACACACCCUCCCCCAUCGCAUGCAGUGCCUGUCCGUGUGCCUACCUAACUGACCCGUGAGAACCACACAAUCAGCCAGACAAAAGACACCGCGCUGUCAGUGCAUCUAAAACUUUCUAUAGCAAAUUUCUCUUCUCGCAGCAAUCGUAUUGAUUAGUGCUACUAUUGUUGAAGUUGUUAGUGCUCAUUCUUAUUAUUAUAACUACCAUUAUUGAUUCAGUUACUCUUACUAUUAUGCUUAUUGUAAUGCUUAGUAGUGUUUCUUUUUCUUUUUUAAAGGAGGGGUUACAAAAUUGCAGGAUUGCUUUAGGUUUGGUUUUAUUUUAUUUUAGGGUCUCAACCCUUAAUACUCUCCAUAAGGGUUCUUUAUUGUCAGGGUUUUUAAAGUCAUCAACUCCUGUAAUGGACUGGUUUCUAAUGACAUUUUUACACAGGAAAGAGACAAACACACUUCUAUUACAGAAACAUCCAAAAGAACCGGAUUGAACUGGUCUAAAACAUUUUAGUGGACCAACCACCAGGAUGGAUCCUAGCUAGAUAGUCUAACUUAGUUUGACAGUGUUAAUUGAAUUUCAACUUGAAGACAGAAUUGACACCUGAGUGGAUAAGUGGGCACUAAGGAGCAGUUAGAAAAGGAAAAAAAAUAUUCAAUGAACUAAGCCCAGGAAAGUCUCCUGUUCUACACAGUGGGACCUGCUGAGGCGGAGGGGCCAUGGCCUUGGCUUGCAGAGAUGAGCGAGGAGAUUUUUGCCCCUAUUGUCCCAUCUCGCUACUCAGCACUGACUGCAUAAUGGGGCCACGAAAGCUGUCCCCAAUAUCCCUUGUUGCCCCCUCAAUGCCUUCGCUUUCAGAGUAUGCAGAGACUUGAACCCUUUCUACUCAACUGUUCCUUGUGGUACCAUGUAUUUUUAAGAGGGCAUGUGAAACUGCCCCUGACCACAGACUGGGUAACAUUUUUUUGUUUUCAUUUCUUUGUUUUAGGGCUUUCCUAAAUGACGUUUUAUUUUUGCGGCGUCUCUUGUUGAAUCGGUGGCAUAUCUGAGAGGUACUUGCCCCUGGAGACGAUAAUGAUGAAAAUUGCAAAAACAGAUGAAAACUAUUCAAAUAUCUAUAUGGAUAAUAUAUAGAUGCCUAGCUUGAGAAGAAAUUAGAUGGACAUGGAUAAUAUCUAUAAUGGGAGAGACAUGGAUCAAUCACCGUGUAUAGGCAAUGAGUUGCCUCAUUCUCGAGGAGCACUUUUUAGUAUCAAUUAAAAACGGUUGUUCAAGAGAGAGUUGGGAGAGAUAUCGAUAUAAGAUUUUUAAAUGUACAAGAAAACAUUUCCUAUGACAGUAACUGCUUCAUGCUUUCAGAAGUAUCUGUUUUUAUGUUUUAUUUUUUUACCCCCAUUCACUUUUUUGACAUUUGACAAAAGCAUGAUUUAAUAACCUUGUCAAUGUUAACACAUCCCUGCUACUUAAAAGCAAUGAAUGUUCAUUUCUUUCUUUUUGGAAGUCUCUUAUGGAGUCUCUUGGAUCUACAGGUUAUGUUUAAGCAGUGUUCAGUCAAUGUGCAGUAUUACAUCGAGAGACAUACCAGAGGAAGUUAGAAGGAUAUGGUUUAAGGCUAGACAAGGCUAUUAGUUUGUUCUAAAUUUAGCAUUGUAGAUUUAGUUGUUCAUUCAGUUGUUUUCAGCGGUUGUAUUGGCUCUAAACACUUCAUCUUUUUGUUAUGGAAUCAAUGAAACCUUUUUGGGCUCAAAAAUGUUUUUGGUACUUACGAUUGUUGAAUCUGGAACACAACUUCUGAUGAUCACUUAGGCGCAGAUGUAAAACCAAAGGACUAUGGAAAGGUUCAUGGAAACUGCAAUAAUAUUGGCACUUAAUGUCUACUCACUCACAUACUGUACCUUUUGAAGACCCCCAGUCAAAUGAACUAGUCUGCUGGUGUGCUAAUAGUGUUUUGUCAUUGUUUUGCAACCAGAAAAAACAACUAAAAAACAAUGUUAUAGGACAAUGUUGCAGGUAAUACAGGUUAAAUACUGUAGAAUACAGGAAAAUAAAUUACGAUACUACCUUGGAUUGUAUUUGCAGGUGCAAAUGUGUAAUUGAUGUAACGUAUGUCACCUUAUCCACAUAUAUGAUUUGAUUAUUUGCUUCAAAACUGGAAUUGUAUAUCAAAAUAAUUUCUCUCUCUUACUCUCUCUUGCAGACUGAGAUGCAUAUUUGUAACUUCAAUUUGUUUAGUUUUUCAAAUGUCAACUCUUAGAAUUUUCAAAUGUCAUUUUUUUCUGAUGUCAAUAUUAAGUUAAUCUUAAAAGUUAUUUUGUUUUUUAUGAAGAAAAAAAAAAUUCAAACAUAUUCAAACAAAAUUGUAUCGACUAAAAGAAAAAUGACACUAUUUGCUAUGUCAAAAGUAAUAAUGACUUGUACAUAAGCUUUUUUCCUCCCUUGGAUUGAAAAAAAAGACAUUUAAAUGGUUGUAUAUUGUGUAGAAAAGCAAACAAAAAGCCAUGAAUAUUGUGAAGC
Messenger RNA from Osmerus eperlanus (European smelt), 4727 nucleotides. RefSeq names its product GATA zinc finger domain containing 2B (gene gatad2b). Gene Ontology annotation, molecular function: sequence-specific DNA binding. The coding region runs from base 159 to 2138 and encodes 659 amino acids. Gene Ontology annotation, biological process: negative regulation of transcription by RNA polymerase II. The record is from RefSeq and is a predicted model, not a curated record. The transcript has 11 exons. Lineage: Eukaryota; Metazoa; Chordata; Actinopteri; Osmeriformes; Osmeridae. Gene Ontology annotation, cellular component: NuRD complex.